This is a messenger RNA of Akanthomyces muscarius, 1974 nucleotides long. RefSeq lists its product as uncharacterized. The record is from RefSeq and is a predicted model, not a curated record. Gene Ontology annotation, biological process: DNA-templated transcription; regulation of DNA-templated transcription. The coding region runs from base 1 to 1974 and encodes 657 amino acids. Gene Ontology annotation, cellular component: nucleus. Lineage: Eukaryota; Fungi; Ascomycota; Sordariomycetes; Hypocreales; Cordycipitaceae. Gene Ontology annotation, molecular function: DNA binding; zinc ion binding; DNA-binding transcription factor activity, RNA polymerase II-specific. The transcript is spliced from 3 exons.
AUGGAGCCCCCUAGCAAACGCAAGCGAUCUGUGGUUUCUUGCACGGAAUGCCAUCGACGUAAGCAGAAGUGCGACCGCCAGCAGCCUUGUCAACGCUGCAUAAGGAGAGAGAUGCCAACCCAAUGCUAUUAUGAGUUGCCUGAUACUCAGGCAAUGGUGGUGGACGAUGAUCCCACAGACCUGGCCGCGACGAGUGCUUCACAAUCAUUGAGCGGCCGAACCUCUUCCCUGAAGGGCGCUGUUUCGUCAUCUUCCACCACAAGCGACUAUCUGGUAUGCAAAAACAUGGGCUACGCUCCAGCAAAUAUAGGCACUCUCAGCAUCAUCCAAAGCCUUGGGGCGAUGACCGUCGAGCCGAGCGAGAACUUCCCAAGUCCAAGCGGCGAUGCAGUUGCUCAGUUCAGGGCCCUGAUGCGGCAGCUGCCACCCCAGAGGCACAUUAAUACACUGGUAUCGUUCUUUUACAGGGAGCUCUCCUGGCAAUACGAAAUUGUCGAUGAGAAUAUAUUUCGCCAGCAACUGAGCUCGUGGAAUCAGGUUCCUUACGCUGCACGAAACCAGCCCUUCCACUUGUCCCCAGACCUGCGCCAAUUUCCGGCACUUCUGUUUCAGCUUCUAGCUGAGGCGCUGCUAUUCCAACCUAUGAGAUAUGACGAAAGCCUUGAGGAUCUCCGACACGCACCUGGCAUGGAUCUCGCCGACGUUGCCGCCGAAUUUAGUGACGCCGGGCAGCAAGUUUCUGCUGUUUUUGGCCCAAGCGAGGCCACUAUGGUCAAGGUACAGGCUGGCCUUCUUCGAGCCUGCUUCGAAAAAAACACAGGGUUAGUGGCUGAGGCAUGGCAUACGCUUGGGCAAACAAUUCGAGACGCCCAGGAGCUUGGGCUACAUCGUUUGACGCUGUCGGACGAAUUUUCUGCAGAUCAAGGAAACCAAGCAAGGGCGGGCAGAAAAUUGUGGCUCAUCCUGCAUCUCUGGGACGGCCAUAUGGCUGUUGUCCUAGGCAGACCCAUGGUUACUGAUCUUGACCCAGAAUCAGCCCCGUCUCCAGACUGCCAACCUAACCAGGCCAACGAAGACAGUGAUUCAAUCUCUAUCACGCCUUUCAACAUGAUUCUGUGUGGAUACAAUGUAGCCUACAGAUAUCUUCGAGACAUUCAUGACCUCAAUUCAACCACGCCUCCAAACAUAGGUGAUAAAGUUGAUGCUAUUCACUCAGAAAUUAUGCAGAACCUCGACCACAUUCCCUCUUGGGCAAAAUUAAAUCCUCAGGACCAGGAUUCUAACUAUCCAUGGCUACAUGCCGCCCGCGAAACCCUUCACACAGAAGUGCACUUUACACUCCUCGCUUUGCAUCGACCAUUCAUUUUUCGGCAGCCGCACAGCCGCAUCCAGGCUUUUACGGCCGCUACACGAGUCUUGGAAUCACAGAGCCGCCUCUUCGCGCUUACAGAGCCUCGCCAGUACCCAGCCUUUGGCUUGGUGUUUGCCACUUUUGAUGCAGCUGUCAUCGUGGCCGCUACACAUAUAAUCUUUCCCCAAGAAAAUCAGGAACAGCUUGAUUCAUCGCUCAAAAAUCUACAAUGGUCUCUUGAGCGCUUUUUUGUCAUGAAACGUCAAAAUAGGCUGGCUGGAGUAGCCCACGUCGUUGUGAAAGCAAUGUACGGCAAGGUUCUCAAUACCACGCUAGCUUUUCAGAGUGCACUACAACAGAAUUGGGCCGCUGAGGGCGAGCCUACUGGCCAAACACAACACAGUUUCGCCUAUGAAACGAGCUCCGAUGAUAUGCAGCAAAUACUGGCUGUCUCGCAAAGAGUUCAUGGAAUCAUGUCACCGCAGCCGCUGAGAGAUCUCGUGUUCCAGGACUCCACUGCGGGUUUACAACCUAUGGAGGUCAUGGCUUGCUCACCAGAGCACUUCCCCGAGCAAGCUGUCACGGACGAUGAAUUUUGGCGAAUUAUUAAUAGCCUAGGGUAA